GUCAUUAUCGAUAAUCAUCAGGAUCUAUUUUUGAAAAAAUUCCCUCUUCCUGUUUUAUAUUCUGAGGCGUGUUUCGCAAAAUCAUACUUAUACUCUGAAAUUCUUUCUAUCAAAAUAGUCUUUACAGAUUCACAGCUGCUAAUUAUUUUAUUUUGAAAACUGCUUCGCAGAAGUCGCGAAAGUAAGAGAGUAUGUCCUUUUACAAUAUUCAAGGCUAUGAAUGGGUCGUGACGUUUCUGAUAAGCGUCAGCCGUACAAAUAAAGCUAAAUGAAUUUCAUCGAAAAAUUUUUAAACGACACACGUUUCGCCUAUAAGGAAAGUUCACAAUUUGAGCAAGGUGUGUUAAUUCAAUGCUAGUGUGAACAUGAAUCUCAGCGUCGUAAUCAUCUUUUCGGCGCUCUUCCUUCUCAACAACGUCAAUGCCGAUGCAGGUGAAAAUUGCACUGCACACGAUGGUUCUGCCGGGGCUUGCAUCCUUCUAUCGACAUGCGAUGAAUUGUUAGAGAUGAUUAUGACAUCGAAAAGAGCAAAGAUGAAUCAUAAGGAUGCCAUUGCAAUCAUCCAAAAAUCAACUUGUGGGUUUAUACAAGUCGAGCCUUUGGUUUGUUGCCCUGGUAAAAAAUUGGGUGAUGAUGCUUUGAACGAUCCAUCACCAAAGUUUGAUGAAGAAUAUGACGCAGAUAGACCCACGAUUAAAACAACAAAAUCACCGAUCGUCACAUCAAAAACUAUGAAACCAGGACAGAAGCCACCGCAACACUCACAACCAUUAACCACCACUAAGCUACCGAUGCAAACAACUCAAGGUAUACAAAGUGCACCAACUACAACUCCUCACGUUGGUUUUACAAAUACACCAAAUGUGGCUACAUCCUCAGUCCCCGCGGGACAUACAACUUUUGUAACUAGUACUAGCGUGCCGCCAACCCAGGCAUCUACAUCACCAUCAGUUUCUGCUACAACUACUACUGCUAAACAUACAAGAACGACAAGUGGUGCAACAACUACCGAAUCUUAUACAGAUGUUAUAGUUAAAGAGCAAGCUAAGCUACUACCUGAAGAAUGCGGUCGUGUUUUAUCUUUCAAACACUUCUUUGGAAACCGUACUGAGUUUGAUGAUUUUCCUUGGAUAACACUUAUAGCAUACGAUACUCCGGAUGGCAAAUUAUACGCUUGUGGUGGAUCUCUCAUAAGCAACCGCUACGUCCUGACGGCCGCGCACUGCGUCAACGACCUCAACCCCACGUGGAAGAUGAGCGGUGUGCGUUUCGGCGAAUAUGACACUUCAUCAAAAAUCGACUGUCUGCCCGAUGGCCCUGAUAAUUCGACCUUCUGUGCCAACAAGCCUAUCGACAUCGCGAUAGAGAAGAAAAUCGUCUAUCCAGGAUUUAUGCCUUUGGACCGCAGUCGGCUGCACGAUAUUGCUUUGCUGAGACUUGUCGAGGAAAUUCAAUUCACGGAUUUCGUUAAACCGAUUUGUCUGCCUUUUAAAAAUCCGGAUCCUCAAAGGUAUUACACUUCUGGUUGGAGUAAAAAUCUUCUGGCUGAAGGAACAAACCUCAAGUACAUGUCUUAUUUGACAUUGGCUAACCCGACUAAGUGUGCGAACCAAUACAAAUCCGAAGGUAUUAAUCUUUCGGAGUAUCAAGUAUGUGCCGGCAUACAGCCAACGGAGAAGGCAUGCAUUGGCGAUCUGGGUGGACCGAUGAUGGGCAUCGAAGAGCGUCCAAACCAACAGAAAAGAGUUACAGCCUUUGGCGUUCUUUCUCUUACCCAUCCGCCUCAAGAUAGUUGUCAAAAUGAUGGUUGGCCUGGCAUUUACACGAAGGUCGGCGAAUACGUACCGUGGAUCAUCAGCCAGCUUAGACCAUAAGAUAAAGCUGGGAUUAGAAAAGUUGAGGAUGAAUAAAUAAAUAUGGAUUGCAUUUUAUAUAUACCCACGUAUAAUUUUUUGUUGUAUUUUCAAAGCUUUUUGCUGUGCUAAUUUUUACAGUAACGCUCAAUUUUACAACCUGAUAUAUAUUGUAAUGUAACGAAGUAGUGUGUGUUGAACGCUCUUUAUAUAAUAAAUAAAUCUGAAUUAUUCAA
This is a messenger RNA of Nasonia vitripennis (jewel wasp), 2089 nucleotides long. RefSeq names its product serine protease easter. NCBI's taxonomy places the organism in Eukaryota, Metazoa, Arthropoda, Insecta, Hymenoptera, Pteromalidae. The record is from RefSeq and is a predicted model, not a curated record. Gene Ontology annotation, biological process: proteolysis. The transcript has 4 exons. Bases 366 to 1874 code for a protein of 502 amino acids. Gene Ontology annotation, molecular function: serine-type endopeptidase activity.